Molecule: messenger RNA, 818 nt
Organism: Wallemia mellicola CBS 633.66
Lineage: Eukaryota; Fungi; Basidiomycota; Wallemiomycetes; Wallemiales; Wallemiaceae
Exons: 6
Biological process (GO): late endosome to vacuole transport via multivesicular body sorting pathway; vesicle budding from membrane
Cellular component (GO): multivesicular body
Source: RefSeq, a predicted model, not a curated record
UGACGAUAACGUUCUAAUGCAAAGACUAUUUGGAUUUAAUCAAGCGAAAGCACCUAAAACUAGUUUAAAUGACGCAAUAAAGAGUACAGAAACUAGAGCCUCGUCAAUUGAAUCAAAAGUGAAGAAAUGUGAUCAGGAGUUAGCGCAAUUUAAGCAGCAGAUGAAUAGGUUACGUGAUGGUCCAGGAAAGCGAGCAGUACAACAACGCGCAAUGCGUGUACUACAACAAAGAAAAGUCUAUGAAGGUCAACUUGAACAACUUCAGCAACAAACAUUCAACAUGGAGCAAGCCCAGAUGACAACAGAGAACCUCACUGGUACUAUGGCGACUGUAGACGCUAUGCAGACCGCCAAUAAACAAAUGAGGAAGCAGUACGGCAAGAUCGAUAUCGAUAAGAUCGAUUCCAUUCAGGAUGAUAUGCAGGACCUAAUUGAAUCGGCUACAGAAAUACAGGAGACUCUAGGUAGAUCGUAUGGUGUGCCAGAUGAAAUUGAUGAGGCUGAUCUUGAAGCUGAACUGGAUGCACUAGGCGAUGACCUCAACGAGAUCGAUGAAACGCCGUCGUAUUUACAGAAUCCAGAUAGUAACCCCCCUGAGACAAUCCCCGAGCUUUUGGAAACACCUCAACAAGACGCCACUGCACAGAAACAAGCACAAGCUAAUCAAUCGCGUAGCGAGUCUGCCGUCGUUUAGCUAUCUCUACUCUUUCUUGAUUGCGGCUUUGACGUGAUCAAUAUAAUCAUGAACACCAAUCCACUACAAAUUCAUCUCAUUAGCUUUCUUUCUUUGUAUACGUUGAUCAACAAACUGAAAUACC